AUGGUCACCCGCUCCAUGAACAAUAUUUAUAAACCCAAAAGGCUCUACCUUGCAACCAAGCAUCCAAUUCCAUCUACUUUGGAACCAACUGGUGUCUAUCAAGUCCUCAAGGAUCCUCAUUGGUGCCAAGCCAUGAGUGAGGAGUUCACUGCUCUUGUCAAACAUGGUACCUGGAAGUGGGUUCCUGGCAACUCACGACAGAACUUAGUUGGCUCAAAAUGGGUUUUUCACAUCAAACGUAAACCAGAUGGCUCUAUUGAUCGUUAUAAAGUGUGUCUUGUUGCAAAGGGAUUUCAUUAG
Molecule: messenger RNA, 300 nt
Organism: Juglans microcarpa x Juglans regia
Lineage: Eukaryota; Viridiplantae; Streptophyta; Magnoliopsida; Fagales; Juglandaceae
Exons: 1
Coding region: 1-300 (99 amino acids)
Source: RefSeq, a predicted model, not a curated record